Neohortaea acidophila is the source of this 1441-nucleotide messenger RNA. RefSeq lists its product as uncharacterized. The transcript has a single exon. The coding region runs from base 62 to 1111 and encodes 349 amino acids. The record is from RefSeq and is a predicted model, not a curated record. Lineage: Eukaryota; Fungi; Ascomycota; Dothideomycetes; Mycosphaerellales; Teratosphaeriaceae.
GCACUGGAAGCAGGGGACUAUGCAUUUAGCAUGAGGGUAAUCGCGAUCAUCGCGGUCGAGUAUGCGUUUUAAAGUCUCACGAAGUUCAGACACAUUCUGGCUGGCGAUUCGAUCAGGAAUGGCCUCUGGAGUGACAAAGAACUCCUUCUGGCGUCUUCCUUGUUGUUUCAAGCAAGCCCUCUGGUUGAAGGAGGCGCGUGUGUCUCACUUGUCGAACAGAGACGCCAUGUCAACCCUCUCUCGAUCGUUCCCUUCUACAUACUGUUCGUUCUUGCCUGUCAUAAUCUGCUGGCGUCGUACUUUCCGUCCGACCAGGCGAGAGCAUGAGUGUACCGUCGAACCUGUCGCCAUCGGUUCUUCGGAAAGCAAGAAUUCCAUCGACAAUCAACAGCCUUCAGAGACGACACAGCGCGCCUAUUGUUUCCCACAACACUCGCUACUCCAUCCAUCGACCAGCAUGAGUUACCGGGCAGCCUCCAGCAAUGCAGAUCCCUCCCCUUCACAAGCCACGACCGCAAUCACCACUCGCGAACCGUCACCGCAAGAGUCUCAAGAGAACAGAUUGAAAGAGUACGCGACACUCCGCGUCCACGCCAUCAACGCCGCAAGCACCUACCGCAAUCUAGGCAUCCUCUACCACAGCCUUCCGUCACAAGUCAUCUUCGACAACUACAUUCCAGCUCUCGCCCGGAGUUGCGCACGAUUGGAAUUCACCAUCAUCGACUACCGGGAGCUGCCGUGGAUGAUUCAAAGCAUCGGCGUGAUUGACCACACGCUUCGACAGGUCUCUGUGGCUUUUCGUGCCGCUUCAAAGCCGGACGACUUCUCGUGGGUGGAGCGCAGGCUGCUGAUGGUGGCCAUGUGGUUGCAAGAAGUGAAUGCGGAGCUUUUGCUGUUGCACCAGAUCAUGGCUGAGUAUGUGGGCGUGAGAGCCGCUCGAAUUUUCGCGCACGGUCUGAGCAGAGAAGAGCAGGAGAAGCCGCGGAAGAAAAGCGUAGCGAAGGAAGCUUGGUCUGAUGCCCUCCCAUCGAUUUGCUGGGAAAUGCUUUCUGAGAAGGAGGAGAUUUGGGAUGUGGAAGGGACGAAGGAGGGAAGUAAGGCUGGAAAUUGAGAGACCAUGUGUGAGAUGAGCAUACCUUGCCUGAAGGUCCGUACAACAGCCUGAGGCAGGGAAUACGAGCAAACAACCUGGCGUUUCGUGGCGUCAUCGAUCAGGGGGUUGACGAAGCACCACCAGUCGCGUUUGCGAUUAAGAUGACAAUAGAGGAAUGCCUUGUGAGACUGAGCGGUGCCAGUGUGUGCUGAGGAGGCAGUUAUAGAUUCAACAACGUGAUGUCGGCGGAUAGAAAGUCAACCACAGUUGUUGGUGGACGUGUGCGCGGUCCAAUUUACCGAAAGCACAGACCGCCGAAAGUCUAAUCCGGACGAUAUCGAGUCCAAC